Lodderomyces pseudojiufengensis is the source of this 726-nucleotide messenger RNA. RefSeq names its product mitochondrial 37S ribosomal protein uS7m. The coding region runs from base 1 to 726 and encodes 241 amino acids. Gene Ontology annotation, biological process: ribosomal small subunit assembly; translation. The record is from RefSeq and is a predicted model, not a curated record. Lineage: Eukaryota; Fungi; Ascomycota; Pichiomycetes; Serinales; Debaryomycetaceae. Gene Ontology annotation, cellular component: ribosome. The transcript has a single exon. Gene Ontology annotation, molecular function: rRNA binding; structural constituent of ribosome; mRNA binding.
AUGUUCAAAUCAAUAAUAAGAAGAGGUAGUCUAAUACCACGAACAUGUGUGAGAUUUAACAGUUCCAAACCUGCACAACUAUUUCCACAAAUAUAUCCAUUAAAUAAAGAAAAAAUAACAGAAGAAGAUCUUGACAAAUGGAUUAAUGCAUUGAAACAAUUAAAACAUGGUAAAAAGAUUCAUGAAACAGAAGAAGAAAUAUAUCUAGGUCAAAUUACUCAACCUGAACAAUUUAUAACUAAAAAAUUUGAACCUUCUUUGGAGCAAAUCGAAGAAACUUACCAAUACAAAAAUAAACAAAUCCCAUUAAAAUCAGACCCAACAGUUGAUAAUUUUAUAAACCUUAUAAUGAGACAUGGUCGAAAAGCAAGAGCUCAAAAAAUUGUUAGUAGAGCUUUUUAUAUUGUACAAUUAAAAUUAAGAAAAGAUCCAAUUGAAGUAUUAAAAGAAACAUUAAAUAAAUUAGGUCCAGUUGUAACUACAAAAUCAAUGUCAACAGGUGUAGCAAAAAGAAAAAUUGUUCCAAUUCCAUUAAAUGAAAGACAAAGAAAUAGAUUUGCAAUUACAUGGAUAUUAGAAGCUUCAAAAAAUAGAAAAAGUAAUGAUUUUGCAGUUAGAUUAGCUGAAGAAUUAAUAAAUGCUUAUGAAGGAAAAUCUUCUGGAUAUGAUAAAAAAGCACAAAUGCAUAAACAAGCUACUCAACAGAGAGCUUAUAUUACUUUGUAG